AUGGCCGAAGACAGACAACCCGCCGACAUCGUGGAGGGCGCUACCUCGGGCGACGUCGAAGACGAGGUCCAAUCAACCGCCAAGUCGGCCGAGGACCGCAAGGCGGCUGCGGCCCUCUCGAAGCUCGACGCACGCGGCGAUGACGAGGCUGCCCCGGGCCGGGAGGUCGACCAGGAGGCCGUCAAGAAUGCCAUGAAUGCGCUAGGCGGCAGCACGGACAAGAAGGAGACCAAGAAGGUCAAGGUGGACGCGGCGGAUGUGACCUUGCUGGUCGAGGAGCUCGAGCUGCCCAAGGCUAAGGUUACCGAACUGCUCAAGGCGCACGACGGGGACGCGGUCAAGGCGAUGAAGGCCUACAUCCAACCGGGCUUCUAA
This is a messenger RNA of Chaetomium strumarium, 375 nucleotides long. RefSeq lists its product as uncharacterized. Bases 1 to 375 code for a protein of 124 amino acids. Gene Ontology annotation, biological process: negative regulation of apoptotic process; protein stabilization. Lineage: Eukaryota; Fungi; Ascomycota; Sordariomycetes; Sordariales; Chaetomiaceae. The transcript is spliced from 2 exons. The record is from RefSeq and is a predicted model, not a curated record.